This is a messenger RNA of Chlorella variabilis, 399 nucleotides long. Its product is annotated as expressed protein. The record is from RefSeq and is a predicted model, not a curated record. Bases 1 to 399 code for a protein of 132 amino acids. NCBI's taxonomy places the organism in Eukaryota, Viridiplantae, Chlorophyta, Trebouxiophyceae, Chlorellales, Chlorellaceae. The transcript has 3 exons.
AUGCUUUGCGUCAGGACUCUGACUUCAGUCUCCGCAGUGCGCCCCUCGUGGCGUCGCGCCUCCUCCUCCAGACCCCGGGGCGCCAGCGUGAUCAGCGCCCGUGCAUGGAACAGCUGGGACCAGCCUCAGCUCGAGCCGCCCGAGCGAUUCCAGUCCUUGUUUGCGGUGUCCCACCUCCCGCCCUCUGACAACCCCCUGACGGUCUACGACGCCAGAGACGCAAUCGAGGCGUGCACCGGGCUGUGGGGCGAGGAGCGGCAGGAGUGCCUGUCUGUGUUUGGCGUGGAUGCUGGGCGGGUGGACACUUUCUACAGCACAGUGUUCAGCCUGGAGAUGGCCCUCAGCCAGGACACAGACCCUGAGGAGGAGGCCUCACACGGCGGCCUGGAGCGCUGCUGA